UUGUUGUUGUGUUGUGGUGUGUCAAGUCAAGAAAGAAUCAAGAUGGUCAACGUCAACGUCAAGUCUACUGAAGAAGCUGACUGCUGAAGUCGUUGUCGAGUCGAUGGUUCUUGGUUCUCGUCGCUCGAAACCUACCGAAGUCAAUAUUUUUUUUGUCAGUGCGAGUGCACAAUUUUACUAGGCUGCAAGUAAUAUUUUUAUUUUUAAGAAACGAUCGGUAAUUGAAUCGUGUGAAAUUGAUACAUUUUCAACUUCAAAAACAAUUUAGUUAGCCUACUUAACUUUCUUAUGAUAUUAGGCCUACCAAUCAAGCAAGAGGACUGUUUUCCUUGUAACAUUUCAUCAUUUUUAUUUUCUCAUUUUAUGCUUAUGCUUCAUCUGGCCUAAUUUUUAAGAGCUGUUACCUACAUACGAACCUGAAAGUAGAACUUGUUGCCUUCUCCUGAUCAAGAGCUGAGAAAAGAUUAAAUAAUCUUUUGUAAAUUUUAUCAAAUAAUGACCUGUCCAGAUAUAAAGGAUUUGUUUAGUAAAACCAGGGUUGUUGGAAGAUGGAAUCUGUUUUGUGUGGCUCUAUACUUCCCAUUUGGUUUAAUAGUAGCCCUUAUUCGAGUAUUUAUAUCUCUCCAAGCACUAUUGUUAGCCCACCUGUUGCUGAUUCCAGAAUUGUCAACAAUAAGAAGAUAUGUGCUUCGUGUGAUGGGACUAGUGUUGGGUAUUUUUGUUUUGGAAGAAAAUCCACCAGCAAGAGAUAAGAAUACUAGAUUGUUGGUAGCAAAUCAUAUCUCCAUCGUUGAUCAUAUUCCAAUCCAUUUAGUCACUGGUUGUUUUUCGCCAAGCCAGUGGGAGGUGUGGCCAUUGUGUCUGAAAGUGUUUGAGGGUUCCCCAGACAAGCAUACAUUAGCAUCCAACCUUAAACUUCACCUGCAGCAGACUACCAAAGUACCUUUAUUGUUGCUCCCUGAGGAGACAACUACCAGUGGCAGUUGUGCUUUGCUGAGGUUCUCACCUCUGUGUGCCAAUGUAGCUGCAUCAGUACAGCCUGUAUGUCUCAAGGCAUGGCGACCCUUCCACAUCACCACCACUACCUUAGCAGCUUCUUUUUCUACUGAUCUAUUCUGGUUUCUUUUUUCACCUGUUACGGUCUUUAGAAUCAGGUAUUUGCCAGUAAUUCAUCGCCUAGAGAAUGAGACUGAUGAAGAAAUGGCAGACAGAAUUGCUCAAGCCGUAGCCAAGGAUUUGGGAAUUGUCACAACUAAGUUUUCUGCCAAAGACAAGCAAGAGUAUGAGAAGCGUUACUUGGUGGAGGUGAGCAGAAGCAAGACUGGCCAACAGACGGCCAGAGUCAGCUAUGAGCUGCAGCGCAUGGCCUCACAGGUGGCAGAGGUGCUGCCUUAUGUACCUUACGAGGCCAUCAUCAGAGACUUGAGUAGAACUCGCAGUGUGGAUCUAACCAUCUCCAACAUACUAGAGGGCUCAGUCCGAUUCACACCUGUGCCACCUGAACAGAGGGCCAGCACUAGCAGAUCUGCCUCUGCAGCAGGAUCAUGGAGUGAAGGAAGCAGUUCGUCUUUCCCUCGGUCAGCUCAGGAUCGGAUGAUGUCAUUUGUGGAGCGCAAAGCUCGUCUUAUUGAAGAGGCUCGCAAGCGUUACAUGGAGAAACACGGCCUUGUCGACUCUCAAUAGACUGUAAACAAAAAAAAAAAUGCUAUUGAGAUGUCAUUAUCCGAAUAGAGAAUAUGUCCCCAAGAAAACAGACUGUCUGAGGAAAAUUGUUAUCAGCGUUACAUUACAUUAUAAGUGAAGGUAAUUGCUUUGUACACAACUUUUUCAGUUAAUUAAUACCUCUCGAACAUACUUAUUUUAUGUAAAUACUUAUUUUAUGUAGCUCAAUGUAAGGUACCAUAAUUAGAAUAAACCCUUUCCAUUUUUCUUAAUAAACUAUUAGGUGCAACAUUAAGAACCUAGGCAAUGCAAUCAUUUUUAAUAUAUUAGUUAAAACCUCUUGAUUUAAUAUUUUGCGCUUGUGAAAAGAUCUACCAUACUGCCUUUACAUGUUUGGGAUUGAGUUUCUUAAAAGUUUUUUUCCAUUGUGAUCCAACUUUAUUGGAUUGGUUUAUUGGUUAUUGUUUUCAACAUUUUCACGCAACUGCAGAUUUACCGACUCUUCAUUAAUUUUCAAUAGGGGACAUGGUCAACAACUGUUUUCUGGUUGCACAUGCUGUGUGUCAGAGUUCUCGUAACCAGUUGAACCUGUCUAUUCAUGAACAUGUUGUGUCCUAGUAUUUUCAUCUAAUUUCAAGGUGACAAGCUUAUUAAUUUUUUGGAAAUUUCAGAAUGAAAUUAUUUAUAAUUAUCUUUUUAAGCAUUAUUUAUCAGCAAUAAUUGUAAUUUUCCAAUUCUGUCGGCUUUGGUUCAGCCCUUCCAUUUUGUAUCAACAUUUAUACCAAAAUGACCACUUUCAAGCCCUGUCCUGCAUUAUUUGUCAGAAUCAUUUACCAACCAUACAUUUCAAUUCAUAAUUUAGUGCCUAAUCCAAUAAAAAUAAAAUUUUGGAUUUUAUUUUGUUUUAUAUUAAUAAAGUUUUGGAUUUUAAGGGUGUAACAUAGAGCACAAGGGCCUAGGUUUUUUUGGGAUUUUUUUAGGAUAUAGUGAAAAGUGUUGUGUCUCUUGUGCCAGUUUGGACUCUUUCCCAAUCAGGUAAGCCUGCUAUCCUCACAAAAAAUCCAAAAAAUUUAGAUUUAACUAUGAUCAAUCAGCUAACAAAAAUAAAUGAAAUACUGUAUCAUACGUUAAAAAAAGUAAUACUAUUGUCUGGGUUAGGCCAAAAAUCAAGACAUACAAAUGAAGGAUUAUUUUAUACCUGUAAAAAUUAAAUCCAUACCGGUAUAUAAUUUUUCUACUAAAAUUAUAUGUAGCUACUCACUACUCUGUAUAAAACCAUCGAGUUUUGUAUAUUGAAGAAGACAUCCCAUCUAUAUGGAACAGUUGUCGCAAAAUUUUUAUAAAAAAGGGCCUAGUGAGUGAGCCAGUCUCAGAUUGCGCCUGUAUCUAGAAUUCUAUUCUUAUUUUUUGUAACAGAUAGUUAACAUGACAUGAAAGAUGCUAGAAUGUACAAUGAGUUUGACUUUGUUAAAAAGUCUGUAACAGAAAUCAGUAGGCCUAAUUUACAUUAGCAUAAUUGUAAUCUGUUGGUGUCUCACUCCAACUUCGUCCAUUUUCAUUUAAAAACCGGCAACAGUUUUGACAUGGGGAUGGAAUGUCUAAUUCUAAGGUCAAAGUUAUAACCCAUAAGUUCUCGAGUUUAUUUGAUUAUUAGACUAGAUCUGGAACUGUGAUUAUCUCUAAUUCAAAACUUAGUAUGUUUACUACUAUCAACAUAGUUCACCUCAUAUAUUCAAGCUUUUGUAUAUUUUCUUGUACAUAUUUACCAUGUGUUAAGAGUUUGGGACUUCUCUGUUGACCAAAAUAUUUACAGUGUUCACCAUACAAUGGGUGGGGAAGUUAAAACACAGGUGUUACUCCAAAAUAAUCAUUAUUUGUCUUUGUUCGGAAUAGAUAGCUUUUAGUCAACCAACCAUCACUCUUCAAAAACAUUAACUAAGAUACUAUCACAGGCGCCACAUUUUGAAGGCUAAACCCUGUUUGUAAUACAUCCAGUGUUAUUCAUAGCUGCGUGGCUUUUCCAUGAUAAAUAUUAGAAACAUUUGUUGCUUUAAACACUUUCAAUGCUCACACCUUUUUCAAAAGUGAUACAAAUUUGUGUCCCCCCCCCCCUCAAAUAAGUUACCUCCUAAAACUGAAUAACUGCUCUAAAUUUUCUUCUGUUCGUAUUUUGAUUACUUUUGCAUUCAUCUCUGUGAUUACUGUAUCCUAAAUUAUUUUUAGUGAAUUUUAUAAAAACAUUAUUAGGCCUAUAGGCAGCAUCCCAUAAUCAAUGAAAAUCAUGUUUUAUGACAAGUUAUAUGUUCAUAUGUUUUAUGUACAUAUUUAAGAUGACGUGUGGAAAGGAAUUAGUACAGUGGUUGCAGUGAAUUUGAUUGUAAUAAGCUCCACUCUUAGCAUUAGCGGAUUAUUUAUGCUUUUGUAAACAAGAGUAUGGUAAUUAAUCAUUUUGAAGAAAGUUACUUUCAAAUCGGUAAAAUAAAGGAUGUUUCAGGUUCAUAUUUUGUCGUUUUAGCUCUUGUUACAUUUUUGUGUGUAAAUAACAUAAUAUUGAAAACUAGCAAAAUUCAUGGUAAGGGGUCAAUAAUGUUAAUUUUAAACACAACUUGGACACAAAUUAAACUAUCACCGGAUUUAAGAUUUUUAGAUUAAGGUUAAGAAGAAAUUGAGAACCUUGUCUUGUGGAGGUCUGUGAGAUUCAUAAUCAAAGGGAAAUACGUUUUAAGGGUUAGUGAGUUUAAAAGGUACCUAAAACAAAAAUUCAUGUAAAAUAUAAGGUCCUAAGAUGAUGUUAGCAUGACAUAAGUUAAUGUUACAAAAACAAAAUCAGGAUGCUAGCCAGAAACAGGUACAUUUUGUACAAGAACCAAGAGGUGGGUGAUACCCUAGAAGUCAAGCAGUGUUUUGCCAUCUUACUGUAUUUGACUUAAAUCAGUCAAUUGAAUUGUUCCACAAUAGGACCUAAAACCUAUUCAACAUUCGAUACAGCAAUCUAUAAAAACGGUGUUCAGGAUGGUAUUUCAUAAUUUAAAAAUCUCAGAUGUAUGGGACAGACUUACUAAUUAAAUGUAUCUAGCAAAUAGUCACUGCUUCCAUGAAAGAAAAUGUUUUUUUUGAACUAAAAGUAGCCAAUAUUUUUUUAUAUUUUUUUAUUGUACCUUGCAUUAUUACAUAUCGUACUGUUCUACAGUAUAACUUUGUUUUGUAUGCAUACAAACAGAGAGGUUACUGUAACUAUUUAGAUGUCCUAGUUUUAUGUUAGUUGAUACAGUGCUAGAUUGAAAAUAUUGGUUUUGUUUGCACUAAAAAUCCAGACACUAAUGAUAAUAACAAAAAGUAUUCUAAUAUAACAAAAACUGUGAAAGUGAAAAAUCUACAAAAACUGUUGCAAUCGCAUGUAGCUAUAGAUGUAUUAAAUACAAUUAUUUGUCUCUCCUAAUUUUAUUAGUGUAAAUUGAUACAUCAGUCAAGCAUAGCCUACAUAUGGCAAUAAAUGCUGUUGCUGUUAGGCAAUAAAAUUGAUAAGUUCAUGUUUGGAUAUUGACUACCUUUGUGUUUUAUGAUGAUAAAUAUUUAAAGUGUUACAUUUUUCUACUUUCUGUGUAAAAGUAUGAAAAUUGCAAGUAUUUCAUUCAUUAUUUCAGUUUAGAAAUUAGGAAAUUCCUCGCAAUUAUACUUGUGGUGGUUUUGUUGUAAUGUAGACUAAGUUAUUGAGUGGCAGAUGCAGUUCCAGCACCCCUUUUCCCAGAAAUCAACCUUACUCCUAAAUUGUGUGACUUAUUAAGAUUUUACCUAUAAUUAGCUUUUAAUAUAUUUAAGAUUGUUACUGUACAUAAAUAAUUUAUAAAUAAAUUCAAAUACAUAUUUAGUUUUUAAA
Molecule: messenger RNA, 5539 nt
Organism: Macrosteles quadrilineatus (aster leafhopper)
Lineage: Eukaryota; Metazoa; Arthropoda; Insecta; Hemiptera; Cicadellidae
Product: lipid droplet-regulating VLDL assembly factor AUP1-like
Exons: 10
Coding region: 496-1683 (395 amino acids)
Cellular component (GO): membrane
Molecular function (GO): ubiquitin binding
Source: RefSeq, a predicted model, not a curated record